UCUCUCUCUCUCUCUCUCUCUCUCUCUCUCUCUCUCUCUCUCUCUCUCUCUCUCUGAGGCAUUUAAAAAGGCAGCAUGACAAUAAAGUUUAGUUUGCAUCGCAUGGGACAGUUCCUCUCUCGGAGGGUGUCCGGCGUACCACACACUAAUCCCGAGUCCGGCAUUGAUGUUCGCGAGGAAUAUGCCAAUGCCUUCCGUACCAAAUCUUAUGUCGAUUUUUGGACACGUGUCCUUACCCUCACAGACGGAGAUGCUGCCACUUGUCACCCUACAGAAUCCUCCACCACGGCCACACACCUCCCUUCCUAUAGGCUCUUUGCCGAGCACCUCCUAGAACCAGACCAACCCACGGUCAUCGAGGUCCUAGCCUUGGCUCAGCCUCAAAACCAUCCGGAGAACCACUCUCUCCUCGCCGACUACUUCUCCGAAACUGCCAAUGCCUCGUUCCUCUGUGGUCUCCUCCUGAAAGACAUCCAUAAAACACGUGCCCAAUACCAUCCUCUCAAAACCACCGUCCGUUCCCUCGAAACCACUCAACUCCUCUCGGAAUCCCACUUCCCGGUGGUCUUAGACCACAUCACCGAGUUCACUCACUCUCUCAACCUGUUUGGUUCAUCGGCUCUCUCGCUCUCGCAAUUCCAAGCCGUGCAAGCGGGUUGCACUGGUCUACUCAAACGCCUUGAAUCAAGUCGUGAGCAGGUCUGUGCAAGGCUCCGUCUUGUCAACCGGUUCAAACACGGUUCAGCCAUCUUUCUUGUCGCACUAACAGCUUCGGUGGUUGUAAUUGUGACGGUUCAUGCUUUAGCCAUGUUGGUGGCGGUUCCGGGAUUCAUAACAGCUUCAAUCAAGCUGGUUUCGACUAAGAGGUUGGCUGGGCAGUCGGCUCAGCUGGACUCGGCGGCUAAAGGUAUGUACAUUUUAAAUAGGGAUUUGGAUACUAUAAGCAGGAUCGUGACCCGGUUACACGACGAGUUGGAGCACCUGCAGACCAUGGUUCGGUUCUGGCUGGAGCGGAAGGACCGGCUCCAUCCGGUUGGAGAAGUGGCGCGCCAACUUCAGAAGAACGAUUCAAGCUUUAGCCAACAGUUGGAUGAGCUAGAGGAGCACUUGUAUUUGUGUUUUAUGACCAUCAAUAGGGCUAGAAGCCUUGUAAUCAAGAAAGUUAUGGAGGAUCUCAGUAGAGUAUGACUUAGUUCAUAUG
Molecule: messenger RNA, 1201 nt
Organism: Telopea speciosissima
Lineage: Eukaryota; Viridiplantae; Streptophyta; Magnoliopsida; Proteales; Proteaceae
Product: UPF0496 protein At3g49070
Exons: 2
Coding region: 76-1188 (370 amino acids)
Source: RefSeq, a predicted model, not a curated record